Zerene cesonia (dogface butterfly) is the source of this 2116-nucleotide messenger RNA. RefSeq names its product UDP-glucuronic acid decarboxylase 1 (gene Uxs). Gene Ontology annotation, cellular component: cytoplasm. The transcript has 9 exons. The coding region runs from base 227 to 1591 and encodes 454 amino acids. Lineage: Eukaryota; Metazoa; Arthropoda; Insecta; Lepidoptera; Pieridae. Gene Ontology annotation, molecular function: NAD+ binding; UDP-glucuronate decarboxylase activity. Gene Ontology annotation, biological process: D-xylose metabolic process. The record is from RefSeq and is a predicted model, not a curated record.
UAUGCUAUUGAUAUUGUAGAAUUCCAUCACAAUUCUGAAUAUCAAUAGCUCCGGAUCAAUGUAAAUUUAAAAAAGAAAAUAUAUUUCGACGUCAUUUCGUCCGAUAGUAAAAGAAGUAAACAAGUACCUGUUAUAAUAUAGUAAGCAAUACCUAGGUAGUAUCGAAAUUUAUGUGAUGAUAAUAAUAUUGAACAUGUAAACCAUAAAACUUGAAACACUUUCAGAAAUGAUAAGACAAUCAUUAAAAUUCCGAAAAACUGUUACAAUUAUAUGUGUUUUAGCCCUGUUGAUUUUUAUUUUUCUUAUACUAAGACAGGACAAAUUUUAUGAUAUUCAAAUUGACAAAGAACCCAGAUCUGAUGAUGACUUCCAGGGAUUAAGUUAUAGAGAUUUUAACCGGUUACCAAAGAAGGAAAAUAUUUAUGUACCAAGAGAAGAAAAAAUUAAAAUAAUGGAAUCUAAUGCUAAAUCUGAUGACAACUCCAAGAAAGAAUUGCAAGAAGCCAAAGCUCGAAUUGAAGAAUUGGAAAAGAAACUGGCAGUUUUGGAGGGAAGAAUACCUCAAAAAUACCCUGAUGUGAAAUAUCUUGGGUAUAAAUUAAGGAAGAGAAUACUGGUAACAGGCGGUGCAGGGUUUGUGGGAUCACAUUUAGUAGACAUACUAAUGAUGCAAGGCCAUGAAGUUAUAGUUGUAGAUAAUUUCUUCACAGGUCGAAAGAGAAAUGUUGAACAUUGGUUUGGACACCGUAAUUUCGAAAUGAUCCAUCAUGAUAUUGUUAAUCCACUUUAUGUAGAGGCAGACGAAAUAUAUCACCUUGCAAGUCCAGCAAGCCCACCGCAUUACAUGCAAAAUCCUGUCAAAACAAUAAAGACAAAUACAUUGGGAACUAUUAACAUGCUGGGAUUGGCAAGGCGUGUUGGAGCAAAAAUUCUUAUUGCAAGUACAUCUGAAGUAUAUGGGGAUCCAAUGGUACAUCCCCAACCAGAGUCUUAUUGGGGUCAUGUCAAUCCAAUUGGACCCAGGGCUUGUUAUGACGAAGGUAAAAGAGUGGCAGAAACACUGGCUUAUUCCUACGCUAAGCAGGAAAAUGUAUCUGUAAGAGUAGCGAGAAUCUUCAACACGUAUGGGCCAAGAAUGCAUGUAUCAGAUGGGCGUGUAGUGUCCAACUUCGUGAUGCAAGCGCUACAAAAUUUAACAAUAACAGUAUAUGGGAACGGAAAACAAACGCGAUCCUUCUGUUAUGUAUCAGAUCUGGUAGAUGGACUCCUUGCACUCAUGGAUUCCAGUUACACCUUACCUGUUAAUAUAGGAAAUCCUGUAGAACAUACAAUAGAAGAAUUUGCUGUUAUAAUAAAGAAUCUAGUCCCUGGAUGUCGGAGCACCGUCGCAACCGGCGCGGCAGUAGAAGACGAUCCUCAAAGACGCAGGCCGGAUAUUACUAUCGCCGAAAAACAUCUUAACUGGUCACCUAAGAUAUCACUGCAAGAAGGUCUGCAAAGAACAAUUGAUUACUUCAAAGAAGAGCUCUCAAGGACCACAUUCUACAACAAUCAGACUUACAUGGAUGCAAAAGUAAAAGCCUCACACUAGAAUAUAGUAGCUAUUGUUUUUUGUGAUAUUAGCCAUUACAAGUUGAAGUCUUAGAAUGAAAGAGUUUAGAGUGAUAUGUCAGAUUCUUCUUACACUCCAUUGCCUAGAAGAAAAUAUUAUUUAUCUCACAUAUUAUCGCUUAUCUCUAAUAAAUAUGCGAUUUUAUAUUAUUGAGAAAUAUAAACCUGUAAUUUUUGAUCCUAUUUCUUCUUAAAUAUAUUGAAACAUUUCGAUUGCUAGUGUUGUUUAUUAUUGAAUAAGGGAGUCAAUUGUUAAUUGUGAGUGGUUUCAUAGCAAAUUGAAUUGCCUGUUUAUAGUUAUAAUAUUUGUCUAGAUUUUGGGAUGAUAUUAAAAAUAUAUAUAUUUUUAGUACAUCAUCCAAUUAUAACACAGUAAGCAUUAUUGCAAUUAUUGAAAAUAGACACAAAUUUAUGAUGUUCAGUUUUGUGAUGUGAUUAUAGCUUUUAUGUAUUAUCUUUUAAUGAAGAACUUGACUAAUUUGUAACAAUAAAAUGUUUGUAUGUU